GUUGUAUACUACAGGAUUAAAAAAAAGCUCAAAAAUGGGUCGUCUCCUAAUCCAAGGAAGAUCUCUCCUCUCAGCAAUAGUACUCCUGGGCCUGGCUGCGGUGAAGCAAGCCUCGGCCCAAAACUGCGGGUGCGCGGCUGACUUAUGCUGCAGCCAGUGGGGGUACUGCGGAACCGGGGACGACUACUGCGGCCGCGGCUGUCAGUCAGGGCCGUGCAACGCCCCGCCCAGCAGCAACGGCGUCUCGGUGGCGGACAUCGUGACCGACGCCUUCUUCAGCGGCAUCGCUGAUCAGGCAGCCAGCUCCUGCGCCGGCAAGGGCUUCUACACCCGCAGCGCCUUCCUCGACGCGCUCGCCUCAUACCCGGGGUUCGGCACCGUGGGGUCCACCGACGACUCCAGGAGGGAGAUCGCGGCCUUCUUCGCCCAUGUCACGCAUGAAACCGGACACAUGUGUUACAUCGAAGAGAUCGACGGUCCUUCUAAAGACUACUGCGACGAGACGAACACGCAAUACCCGUGUAACCCUAGCAAGGGCUACUACGGGCGAGGUCCGAUCCAAUUGUCCUGGAAUUUCAACUACGGCCCGGCCGGCAAUAGCAUUGGGUUUGAUGGUAUCAACAAUCCCGAGGCGGUGGCGACGGACCGAGUCAUUUCCUUUCGGACCGCUCUAUGGUAUUGGAUGAACAAUUGUCAUGACCUGAUUAACAGCCAAGGUUUUGGAGCCACAAUUAGAGCCAUUAACGGCCAACUUGAAUGUGAUGGAGGGAAUGCUGCCACCGUCACUGCCCGUGUAGGGUAUUAUACUGAUUAUUGCAACCAACUUCAGGUCGAUCCAGGCACCAAUCUCAGAUGUUAAUUUUAUGGAUUGUUUUUUAAAAUAUAUAAUCAUUUUCUCUAAAUAAUGUUUAAUUCUGUAUCAUGUUGCAUAACUCUAUCAAGUUUAUGUGCUAAAUAAUUUAGAUAUACUAUGUUGAUGGGGAGAUGAUCCACUUUUGUUUAUCUAAAUAUAUUUUUAUUGAGUGAUA
Salvia hispanica is the source of this 1028-nucleotide messenger RNA. It is a transcript of the gene EP3, whose product is annotated as homolog of carrot EP3-3 chitinase. Gene Ontology annotation, biological process: carbohydrate metabolic process; chitin catabolic process; cell wall macromolecule catabolic process. Gene Ontology annotation, molecular function: chitin binding; chitinase activity. The record is from RefSeq and is a predicted model, not a curated record. NCBI's taxonomy places the organism in Eukaryota, Viridiplantae, Streptophyta, Magnoliopsida, Lamiales, Lamiaceae.